AGCUUGGGAGACAAUCACCAAGAAAUUCAAUGCAGUGCAUCCCUUCGCUGAGAAAAAAAACUUCACUGCAGCUGAAGAGAGCCUGGGGAUACCUCAGAAAUAAGGUGAAGGUGGAAUAUGCAAGUUAUACGAAGAAAAAGUUUGCAACUGGAGGUGGUCCUCCACCUUCACCACCCAAAUUAAGUCCUUUGUUGGAGGCAACGGCAAAUCUGAUUUCAGAGGAACUUGAAUUGGCAGAGUUCCAGUAUGACAGUUCCUGUCGUGAUGUGCCUCUGCCAACAAAUCCAUUACCUGAGGCACCCAAAUCACCGUCACCUCAGCCACCCAAAUCACCGUCACCUCAGCCUUUACAUCCAUCGUCACCUUUACUGGUCUUGCAUGAAGAAGAUUAUGAGUGGAUAGAAGAUGGCCCUCCCCCCCUGGAAGCAGUGCCACUGCCACCACCAUCUACAAUGGGUAGCUGCAGUGCAGAACCAGCUAUCCCAGGUCCUUCUAAGAAAGCAGACUGUGGGCAGCAAAAGACUAUACCAAAUACGUCUGCCAAUAGAAAGAGGAAAAGGGUGCAAGAAAGAGAUAAUGUGUUUAACUCCAUUAGAGAAGAAAACUCAAAUUUAAAGAAAAGAUCCCUUCAAAUAAUGGAGGAAAAACAUGUUAAAGAACUGGAAGUUCUUGAGUGUUCAAAAUAUGUGCAACACUGUUAAUCAGUUUUUUCAAAACUCGUCACUGACUAUGAUAAGAUUUUCAAAAAGUAGACACACACACACACACACACACACACACACACACACACACACACACACACACACACACACACACACACACACACACACACACACACACACACACACACACA
Portunus trituberculatus (swimming crab) is the source of this 853-nucleotide messenger RNA. RefSeq names its product cyclic AMP-dependent transcription factor ATF-5-like. Lineage: Eukaryota; Metazoa; Arthropoda; Malacostraca; Decapoda; Portunidae. The transcript has 3 exons. The record is from RefSeq and is a predicted model, not a curated record. Bases 30 to 701 code for a protein of 223 amino acids.